Saccostrea echinata is the source of this 2051-nucleotide messenger RNA. RefSeq names its product mitochondrial-processing peptidase subunit alpha-like. The coding region runs from base 7 to 1590 and encodes 527 amino acids. The transcript is spliced from 12 exons. NCBI's taxonomy places the organism in Eukaryota, Metazoa, Mollusca, Bivalvia, Ostreida, Ostreidae. Gene Ontology annotation, molecular function: metal ion binding; metalloendopeptidase activity. The record is from RefSeq and is a predicted model, not a curated record. Gene Ontology annotation, cellular component: mitochondrion.
UCAAAGAUGGCAGCUCUCUUGUCGAAUUGUGUUCGGGGAUGUUGCAGAAUUUCACGAGGAAGAAAACUGAAUUUAAGAAGGUUCUCGACAACCCAACAUAGACUUAAAGAUGAGGAUACCCCGCUGAGUCAACCACUGCCAGAUUUUCCUGAACUGAAAUAUGCCACUGCGUCACCAGAAACAUACGACACUCCAGUUACAACCCUUGAGAAUGGACUCCGAGUGGCAUCACAGAAAGUGUUUGGUCAUUUUUGUACAUUAGGAGUUUUGAUUGAUUCUGGCAGUAGAUAUGAAGUAGCUUAUCCCAGUGGCAUUUCACAUUUUAUAGAAAAAUUAGGAUUUUGUUCAACAACAAAAUACAAGAGCAAUGAUGAGAUAUUACAAGUUUUAGAAAAAUAUGGUGGAGUUUGUGAUUGUCAGUCAUCAAGAGAUGCCCUUAUAUAUGCAAUGUCAAUUGAAACAGAAGGCUUAGAAAAGGGAUUAGAUAUUUUGUCAGAGGUUGCACUGCGACCUGUCAUCACAGAGGAACAGAUUGACUACUGUAAAAUGGCAGUGGCUUUUGAUCUUGAGAAUAUUGAAAGCAGUCCUCAGCCAGACAUAUUGAUGACAGAAUUAAUACAUGCUGCUGCUUAUCGAGACAACACACUGGGUCUUCCAAAAAUUUGUCCCAAAGAAAACAUUGACAAAAUAGACAAAGGGACUCUGUAUACAUUUAUGAACAAUUUUCAUGACCCCUCAAGAAUGGUUCUCUGUGGGGUGGGGGUGGAACAUGACAGGUUAGUGGAGUUGGCCAGGGAGCUCUUUGUAAAGAAGACACCUCUUUGGAAAGAGGAUCCAUCCCUGGUAGAUCACAGUAAAUCAGUGGAUCAUUCUAUAGCACAGUACACAGGAGGGAAGAUGCUGAUUGAAAAAGACCUAUCCAGUGUGAGUAAGGGACCCAAUCCUUUCCCAGAGCUCGCCCACUUAGUGCUGGGGUUGGAGAGCUGUUCUCACAAGGACGGCGACUUUAUAGCAUUCUGUGUUCUUAAUAUGAUGCUGGGAGGGGGAAAUGCUUUCUCUGCAGGAGGUCCAGGGAAGGGGAUGUAUACCAGACUUUAUACUAAUGUAUUAAAUAGACACCACUGGAUGUUUGGUUGUGUUGCCAUGAACCAUGUGUAUGAUGACUCUGGGGUAUUCUGUAUUAUGGCCAGUUCUCAUCCUAGCCAGUUGGAUGACUUAGCAAUAGUUGUUUUAUCCGAGUUUCUAAGAACUCCAGAAGAAAUAAGCAAGGAGGAAUUAGAUCGUGCCAAGAAGCAGCUCCAGUCCCUACUGAUGUAUAACCUGGAGUCUCGUCCUAUGAUGUUUGAAGAUGUUGGGAGACAGGUGCUCAGCCGCGGAUUCAGAAAUCCAGCUCAGUUCUAUCUGGAGGAAAUUGAGAAGGUAACAAGGGAAGACCUACAGCGUGUAGCUAAGAGAAUGCUUCGUUCUAAACCAGCAGUAGCUGCAUAUGGGACAUUAGAUAAAUUACCACCAUAUGAAAGGUUCCAGGAGAUUUUGGCAAAUGGAGCUGUAGUGAAAAACAAAAGGAGAUUUGCAUCUUUCUUCAAAUAACUUUAUAAUACAGUGAAUUUUUUAUGAAAACAUAUACAGUGCUUAUUGCAGGACAAACAUCCUCAAACAAGCUUCAUGCAUUAAUUGUUGGAGGAGUUUGGUUUCUACUCCAAUAUUUUAUCUGUGUAAUCGUAAUUAUAAACGAAGUGUUUGUACCUUGACAUUGUGGUACAUUCUAUAAUUGAUACAUAAUAAUAAGCACAGCUGGUCACACAGUUCAGUUUUUAGCAGAUUUUUUGUUCAUGUUGCUGAAGUGCCAUUGGAAACAUUGAAACACCGACUUCAAUAAGUUUUUGUACGUGACAUUAUGAAUUCAUUAUUAAUAUUGCUAUAUUGUAGCAGCUCUCUAUUACAGAUAACAGUGUUUGCUUGGACUAACUAGAUCUUGUAUGUUUUAUGCUUAUUUUGUUAAGAAAUAAAUCAGAGUGAGAUUGAGUACUUUAAUUAAACAUGAUAAAUUG